AUGUUUACCCUUUUGUUUAUUGAUUUAGUUUCUAAUAAUUGUAAUUUGUCCUCAUGAGUGAACCAGUGGGAAAGAAAAACAAACCCUAAUUUUCAUUUUUUACUUCGAACACAGCAUAAUUUAAAAGCAAAAUAUACAAAACACCUCGAAUGUGUUACAACACCAAAGAAAAUUAAUGAAUUAAAUAAACCAAAUGUCUGAAAAGGAGUGGGAUGAAGCAAAAGCUCAUUACUCAUGUUUACCUUGAGAGGAACCAGACUCAAAAGAAAACCCAUUUUCAUCUGGGUGGCACCAAAUGUCCAUUUAUUAUAGUUUUAUUAUUGUUGAGGUGAGCUGUUCACUGAUGUUCACUGUUUAUGCAAAAUGUGAUCCUAAGCCAUUGUAGCAGACUGUUGAAAUGAUUUACACUUUAGUCCAAAUCCAUCCUCAAAGUUCUUGAGUUCUAUGUUGUGUUAUAUUUAUGGAUUUAUAUAAUCACGUACACGUUUAUAUACUAUGUGGAUUAGAGGUGCUGGUGGGUUGCCAGGUCUUAUAAUAGCAUUCUCAGAAGGUUAGUAUAUUUAUUGAAGCUCCUUAUGAAAUCCACGUGCACGUGAAGGCGGUACACUGUGGCCAGGCGCGUAGCUCUUUCCGUUCAGCGGCAGGAAUGAGCGUGUUUACUAGCACCGGGCGGAGAAAAGCGCUGUUUGUUUUUUUUGCGCUGUUUCGCUUUCAAAGCGCUUCUCUGAUUGGCUGAGUGUGGCUGUCAAUCAAGCGUAGGCCGUCUCUAAUGACCAAUGAGAGAUGAGUUGCGGUAACGCCGCUUGUAGACCCAAGCUCGCUCUCCGUGUCACACUCACACACACAUACGCGCGCACACACGUAAACACGCAGUGACAGGCGCGCGCACGAGCGGAAUAUCAACCAGCUCGGCCGGAUCGCUAAAACUUUGACCGCAACUUUAUAACAAAGCCUUCGGAUGUCAGACCGUCUCCGAUUCUCUUCGCACUGGACCUCGGUCUAACUCACGGCGUUGAACUUCUUACGAAACUUUUCUUUUCCUUUUCUUUUCUUUUUUUUUACUUUCAUCUCUGCCUCUUUUUUUUCCUGUUUCAAGCCGACAAAACCGUCGCGUCUGAGUCACUCGCGAGCCGCCAACUCUAUGUGACGUUGGGCGUUUGUCGGUACCAUGGCGGAAGCGGCCCAACAGCAACAGCAACAGCAGCAGCUGGUCGACAUCGACCCGGACUUUGAGCCUUUGUCGCGGCCCCGAUCGUGCACUUGGCCGCUGCCUCGGCCCGAGUUCACCAACCCUGCCGACUCGAGCACGUCCUCGCCGGCCCCCUCUGUCAAGCACGAGCCGGGCGCCAACGCGGACUUCCUCACGAGCCUUAGUUUGCUCGAAGAAUCAGAGGACUAUGCCGACGACAAGCCACUUGUCCUUUGCCCAGAUUUCCAGUGCCAAGAAAACUGCGGGCACCGACAGCAGCAGCAGCCGCGGCCGCAGAUCUCCGGCGCUCCGCUUCCCCCGCAGCAGCAGCAGCAACAGCAACAGGUGCCGUUACUUUCCUCCUCGUCCACUGCGGCAGCGGCGGCUGCGGCGCAGAGGAAGAGCGGCUCGGCACGGCGCAACGCCUGGGGCAACAUGUCGUACGCCGACCUGAUCACCAAGGCCAUCGAGAGCUCGCCCGAGAAGCGGCUCACUCUCUCGCAGAUCUACGACUGGAUGGUGAAGAGCGUGCCUUACUUCAAGGACAAGGGCGACAGCAACAGCUCCGCCGGCUGGAAGAACUCGAUCCGGCACAACCUGUCUCUGCAUAGUCGCUUUGUGAGAGUGCAGAAUGAGGGGACAGGGAAAAGCUCGUGGUGGAUGCUUAACCCAGAGGGUGGUAAGAAUGGCAAGUCACCUCGUCGUCGUGCCGCCUCCAUGGAUAACACUGGCAAGUUUGCCAAGAGUAGAGGGCGUGCAGCCAAGAAAAAGCUGGCCCUUCAGGGUGGUCCUGAUGCUGGUGCUGAUAGCCCGGGCUCACAAUAUAGCAAGUGGCCUGGCAGCCCCAACUCACACAGCAAUGAUGACUUGGAGCCCUGGACAACUUUUCGCCCUCGCACCAGCUCCAACGCCAGCACGGUGAGCGGACGUCUUUCACCCUUCGUGCCCGAGCAGGAUGACCUGACUGACUCAGAAAUGCACAUGGUCUACUCGGGCCCUGGCUCAUCCUCCAAAAUGACCUCAACUCUACCGAGCCUUUCGGAGAUGACCAGUUCUUUGGGCCAUGGCAGCACAGAGAAUGUUAUGGAGAACCUUCUGGACAAUCUCAACCUGCUCUCGCCAAAUAACCCAGGAUCAGCUGGGGGGCCCAGUUCAAGCUCCAAUCAAUCAUCUCCCUCCUCUCUUCUACAGAGCAGCCCUGGAUAUGCACCAUAUAGCAACCAGCAACCUCAGCAAGACUACCGCAAAUGCUUGUAUGGCCAGCCCAGCAUGGGAAACCUGUCCUCUAUGUCCAUGCAGACUCUGGAGAGCAAGCCCUCUUUUCCAGCUUCUUCUGGAUCAAUGGGGCAGUAUAACUGCCCAGCAGGACUGCUUAAGGAGCUCCUGACCUCAGAUUCAGACCCACAUACAGACCUGAUUCCUUCUGUAGACACUGUGGUCUCCCAGUCGGUAAGCAGAGGAGGACGCAUGUUGCCUCCUUAUGGUAGUGGGCGAGCCGAACUAAUGGGGGGUGGGGCUUCCCAUGGCCACGUUCUGUCUCACUCUCACAGUAUGCAUGGCCAGGCACCACCUACCUCUGUGGCUCUGAAUGGGCGUCCAAUACAUCCUAUGACCAACAUGAGCCAUGGAGGACGUAUUGGGUCCAUCAAGUCAGCUAUGCAGAUGCAAUAUGGGGCUUCGGGUCACAUGGCAGGAGGAAGUGGGGCAGGAGGGGGAGGACUCCCAUUCUGCAACAUCAAUGGCAACGGCUAUGGCCCUGGACCUAGCCUGCCACCCAUUCAGCACAUGGAAAAGCUGCCCAGCGACUUAGAUGGCAUGCCUGUGGAGCGCUUCGAGUGUGACAUGGAGUCUAUUCUUCAUGAUACACUAAUGGACGGAGAUACGCUGGACUUUAACUUUGACUCCAUGGCAAACCAGCCAGGGUUCCCGCCACAUGGGGUCAAGACCACUACUCACAGCUGGGUGUCUGGUUAAAGGUAAUACCUUUCUGCUCAUCAGACUGGAGAGUAAGAGCCCAAAGAGGCUAUUAUGACCCAUUCAAGCUAUUCUCUCUUCUCUUGCUUCUCAUCACGGACAUUCUCCUGCUUUAGCCCUGUUCAGCCAUGGCUGUGAUAUGACUGCACAUUGCCAAGGACGUUUGUUCGGUGAGGAGCUGAAGGAGGAAGUUCCUGCUCCAGCAUUGCAAUGCGCCUUCAAACCAAGUGCCAAACCAGGUGCCUGUGCUCCUUAGCCAAAUAAAUGUGCUUUAUUUUGCUGCCUUCUUCUCGCUACAGGGAACCAGUGGUCAAAUCAGGGCGAAGACGGUGAGGUUCACAAAUGAGACUCAUACUUUAAACUGCAACGUGCAUACAUUUAUGCAACUACAGAACAUCCUGGUUAUCAGAACAAUCAAAUUCUCCACUAAAUUCACACUGUGAUCGGGUGACAUCCUAAAUUGAGGCACCUAUUUUUUUAAAUUUAUGCUUUUUCUCUUCACCAGCCCUUAAAUUGGCCAUUGCAUGGUGAUGUAUACUUUUUCUCUACAAGUCUAGCAUGCUGUUAGAGUCCAAACUGCUGGCUUUUGCUUUCUAAUGUCUACAUGCAGUGCUUAAUUCCAUAGACAGCUCAAAGCUAACCUGAUUGGGAAAAAGAACUGGAUCCUGAAGAUGAGUGUAUAUAGUUUUAUCUGUAGAAGGUCCAUUUCUUGGCAGGACCUGAAGAAGUUUAGGGAAAAAACUGUCUGCCUAAAUGGACUGUGUUACAUGAAUUAUUACAACACUUUCUAUUUUCUCCUCAAUUUGUUUGAAUCACAGCAGACUUACUUCGUUUUUAACAAGUAUGUUGUGAUCAUGUCAUGUACAGAGCGUUUACACAAAGAAUUCAGCAAUCAGGGCAGCAGAUUUAGUGUUUUGUGAAUUGAGAGAAACUGGAUCUGACACUUGACAUUUCGGUUGGCUCAUUCUCACUCAUAACUGUACACCUUUCUACAUUUCCUGUAAAUAGACGGUAAAUAUAUAUGGCAGAAGUAUAAAGUUGACGCGUUUUAGUUUUUUCUUUUUUUUCCAAAUCAUGUUAUUGAUUUUGUGUAUGGUUGGCUUUAGCUAAAGUUAGAUUAAGCUUGUACAAUGCAUUUUAACAGUGUUUUGGGGUCCUUAAAGGACAGGUCCACCCAUUUUGCAAAGUUUCUUUAGGUGUUUGUAUCCUGGAAGCUCUCAUAUUGGGGCAAUGUGUAUACUCUGAUGGCCCUUUGAGCUCUAUUAAUCAAUUGUAUAUGAAUAUUCUGCAAUCCUAAAAUGCUAUGGUUUAAUAGUAUACCAGUGACCAGUCUUUGCCCUGUAGACUCUUAUUAUUUGAUUUAUCAUGGCAGAAAUUUUGACAAAUUGUUGGACAUGUCCUUUAACAUUUCUCAUGCGGUCCCUCACACAGGAGUUCUGUUUGUAGUUAAAAAACUACAGCACAGAUGGGCUCUUAUGGACCACCAUCUGUGCAUGCAGAAAAGCUACAGACCUCUGCCUUUAAAAAAAAAAGUAUAGGGAAAUGUAUUUAUUUAUUAGCGUGAAGGAGAAUAGACGUGGUUGAGUCACGUCACAGAUUACAAGUCAGAUCUAUCUAUCUAUCUAUCUAUCUAUCUAUCUAUCUAUCUAUCUAUCUAUCUAUCUAUCUAUCUAUCUAUCUAUGUUUAUAUCUCUCUCUUUUUCUUUUCUCUUUCUCUCUCUCGUCUCCCUUUCUCUUACUCUCCAAUUACUGAUAUCAAAAAAUGAGAGAAAUAAAAUAGACCCAAUGCCUGCCUUUUUUCUUCCAUUUCUUUCCCUCUUUCCUUUUCAGCUGACCUGCCUCGCUAUCCUUGUACAACCAUCAUAAAACCCAUUAGCCUUCACUUUGUUUUGUUCAGUUUGGCUACCAUGCUAUUCACUUUGUACACUGUACAAAACUCUUUCAGAAAUACCUGCUCGGUUCUAAGAAAACUGAGAUGUCUUGUCUUUGGAAAAUCAAUAGUAUAUCAAGUUUUACACAGUAGGUAUUCUUAUUUCAACAUAGUUAGGCUUAUAUCAGUUGAUUUCAUUUGUUUUUUUAUUUUUGAGUUCAAUUAUUGGCUGAAACUGAGGUCAAUAAGGACGCCAAUUGUUCUGACUAAACUGAAAUUCCUGAAAAACUGGAAGUCUUAGUCUUAGUUCUGGCACAUCCGGAGACUUGCUGUAUGUGUCACUAAAAAGUGCAUAAAACUGCAUGUGUUACAUGUAUUCUAAUGGAUCAAAGGUAGCAGUGUUCCUUCUGUCUAAGUUUAAUAAUUUAUUAUUCAAUAGAUUUAAUUAACUCAUAUCUGGUUGACUGCUAUGGAAGAGAAACACGUUUUUUAUACGACAAAAACAAGUAUAAUGUUUUUUCACCGAACGUCAAUUUUUCUGUCUGUGUAAACAUGAAAUGAUGCACAGAUUGGCAUGCAGUGUCACUCCUAAUCUAAAAUGUGCUUUUAAGGUUUAGUGAUUAUAGUACGUAGCGAGCUUAAUAUCUGACUACCUGCCCUUUCCAAUAUCUUUAACUUGCACAUACAUUUCUCCAUCAGACUAUUUCCAGAAAUGGAUUUCUUUUAGAUUUUUCAAACUGACUUUUUGUGAUCAAAAUCUGUAUCAAAUAGCCAAACAUGAUUUCACCAAUCACAUCCUGGCAUCUCGAUAACACAAACAGUUAUUCUUAGUAUCACUUCAUGAUUCCAACUCCUAGCAUGUCAUCUUUCCAGGAUCAGCUUUAGAGAAAUAUUGAAUAAAUUAUUGGAAGCAUUUAAACAGAAAUACCAUUUGGAAUCAGGCCUACAUGGAAAACAUAAUUCAAUUGAUUACCACAGUGAUUAUAAUGAUCACACAUUUUGGUGUGGUUUUUUUUGUUGCACAAUUUACUCAACCUCAAAACGUCUGGAGUUCCAGUUGUACAAGGAUAGUGUUUCUCUCUCUCUCUCUCUCUCUCUCUCUCUCUCUCUCUCUCUCUUUUAUGGGUGUAUGUCUAUAUAUAUAUAAAUCAUUUUUUUAAUUAUAAUUUUUUAAUUUUUGCCUCAGAAUACUAGAAAAUCAAGACUUGGCCGAGUCAGAGACAAGCUUAUUCUGAAGCAUGGUAAAUAAACAGUGUUCUGUGGAAAUGUUGAGCGUACCGCAUAAGCAUAUCACUGAAAGACUUGAAUCUGCUUGAAUCUUGUCCUGCGGCUGAACCCUAGGAUAAUGACAUAUGUAACAACGAUACACUUUAGAGCUGUUUUAACAUUUUGUGAAAGCAUCGAUAUUUUGAAGUGAUAUGCAGUAACUUCUCCUCAAAGGUCAAACAGCUGAUGUGUCACAGAAAUACUAUUAAAAUAAUGUCAUUUGAUUUCUUUACAUGAGGUUCAUGUACAUUUAAACGACUGCCACAUAUCUAUUCUAGAAAGGAUCUAUUAACCAAUGAGCUAUACUUCUUGUGCAGGCUGCUCUUCAAAAAGAGGACUACAACAUAGAAAACGUCUGCUAAUAUUAAUGGAUAAAUCAUAAAACAAUAUUUUAGAUAUGAGCAAGCUGACUUGUAUUGUAUAUGCUCUGUUAAUUUUUGCAAAUGCUUACAUCUAUGCAUUCUUGUACUUCAUUUAUUACUUUUUGUUACAUUCGGUUUGUUUUUACUGAUGACAAUAUGUAUAUGUACUAUGGGCUUGUGGAGAAAUAAUGAUGUUAUGGGAAAAAAAAAAUGAAGUAUUUAGAAAGUAGAUUUACAUGUAAAGCUUUUUUUGUAAACUGACUCUGUUUAUUCUUGUAUUUUUCAGCAGUUUUUAAAUUAAAUAUAGAAAUAAUAGAAAAAAAAAUCAUAAAAUUGCUAAAUUAAAAAAAGUCAAUUUGAUAAAGAUUAAUGAUUAAUUUGUGUAUUCAGAUUAACGUUUGGACCAACUUUUAUAGAAGAGAAUCUAUCAAUUAUGAGAUGUUGCACUUUCAUAGAGAAACAAAGCAGUGAAUAUGAGAUGUGACCUAUUUUGAAACAAACUGUUACAUUUCUUAACUUAUGUACAGAAAUUCACAAUUAAAAAAACAAAAGAAAUUCUAUAUCUCAAUGUGCAAUCAAUGUAUGUAUAAAUAAUAAAUCUAUAUACAAGAGAAAAUGCUAUUGUUUGGAGAUCAUUAUGCUGACAUUUCCUUACUGAUAUUGAUAUGUCUGUUUUACUUUGAGAUUGUUGGCAGUAAGUGACUGUCUUUUAGCCAAACAGUUUGUACAGUGUGAGUCUCUCAAAUUUACUUUUUUUCCUGAUGUGCUUGUAUUACAAUACAACAACCAGAAUAUGUUGCUGCUGUAUGAAGCCAUAUAUGUAUAUAAAUGAUCUUAAAACAAGAAAAGAA
Molecule: messenger RNA, 7512 nt
Organism: Silurus meridionalis
Lineage: Eukaryota; Metazoa; Chordata; Actinopteri; Siluriformes; Siluridae
Gene: foxo1a
Product: forkhead box O1 a
Exons: 4
Coding region: 1169-3163 (664 amino acids)
Biological process (GO): regulation of transcription by RNA polymerase II
Cellular component (GO): nucleus
Molecular function (GO): DNA-binding transcription factor activity, RNA polymerase II-specific; RNA polymerase II cis-regulatory region sequence-specific DNA binding
Source: RefSeq, a predicted model, not a curated record